AUGGAGAUAAACGUGUGCGUGGGGAAGACCUGCCGCAAGGACGGCGGGCUGCAAACGCUGGACCACUUUCGCGGCCUGGCGCCGCCGCACGUGAAUGUGGACUCGUGUGGAUGCCUGGGGCGGUGCGGAGCAGGCCCCAAUCUGGUGCUGCUGCCGUCCGAGACGUUCAUCAGCCACUGCAGCACGGCGGCGCACGUGGCGCGGCUGCUGGAGAGGCAGUGCGCGGCGGGCAGCGCGGAGACGAAUCUGGCGGCUCUGGAGCUCAAGGGUCGCGGCAAUGCAGCUUUUGAGAAGGGGCGAGCGGACGAGGCUGAGAAGCUUUUCACCCAGGCCAUUGAGUUGUCGCCUGUUGGGGGGAUGCACAACCUGCUCUGCAACAGGGCUGCUGCAAGGGUGGCAUGUGGUAACCCUAUGGGAGCACUGGAAGACGCUGAAGCUGCUGCAGCACUCAAGCCUGGUUGGUCCUCGGCGGUGAUUCGCAGAGCAGAGGCGCUGGCAGCGCUGGGGCGGGUGAGGGAGGCGCUGGAGGCGUAUGAGAGGCUGGCCGACACAGACGCUGAGUUCAGACGCUCAAAACAGUUCCUGCUCUUUCAACCCUCUGCGUCCCGGUUUGUCACUGAUUCCGUGCAGAGGAAAGUGAAGGAGCUGGAGAAUUUGAUGCAGACAGCACCAUGA
This is a messenger RNA of Closterium sp. Naga37s-1, 675 nucleotides long. Lineage: Eukaryota; Viridiplantae; Streptophyta; Zygnematophyceae; Desmidiales; Closteriaceae. The record is from the annotation of a GenBank genome assembly.